Molecule: messenger RNA, 2140 nt
Organism: Caenorhabditis angaria
Lineage: Eukaryota; Metazoa; Nematoda; Chromadorea; Rhabditida; Rhabditidae
Source: the annotation of a GenBank genome assembly
AUGGGACCUGGUUUUGAACGAAUUUUAUUGGGAACUGGGGCGAUUUCUGAGGAAAUUCCAUAUGGACCUUUGUCAAUGCUUUUUUUUCCAGAAAAUUUCUCCUCAAUCAAUCAAGUUGCCGGAAAAAUUGCUCGAUUCAAACCUACAAGUUGGAUCUUUAAAAGUCUCUGCCAUUUCGACUUUUCAUCUCUUCACAAUGCCCACCAAUGGAUCGAUAGGUGGAAGUGCCUGUAUCUAAUCAAGAGGUACAUUUCGGUGGUUUUUUUUGUAAUUAUAAAUAGUACAACACAAUUUCAGUACACCUUUUGCGUUCAACAAGCAGCUGUCUGCCAAAAAAGUUUUGUUCUCUAUGAGAAUGCAUGUCGCCUGAAUGUCAGACUAGUGGAGAGCCAACGGAAAAUGCAGCCACCAACAAAAAAUGAAGUGGAAGCAGAAGAAUUUGGUUCGUUAUUUUCAUUGUGAAUUUACAAAAGUUCAAUUCAAUUAUUGUUAUUUUAUAGAUCGAAAGAAGACGGAAAAUACGACAACGGUUGCAGCAAUGUUGCAUUCUUCAAAUGUUGUGCCCAUCAAACUUAGUUGACAUCGCUGAACCAAUGUUUGGAAUCAUGUCAGACCACAAGUUGAAAUUCCAACCACAACAGGAACAUACGCUGAUGAAAUUUAUGAAGAACCAACAACAAAUCCAUCUGUACCAGCUGGAAAACACUUUGAUUGCUCAAAUUUGGAAUAUAGAAACUGCGUUUUGAAAAAGUUGUCGCUGAGGAGAAGGACCCAAUUGAUAUUUAUGUAUUUACCAGCUCCAUCAUCAUCUUCAGUUGCUACUUCAACAGUUCAACCAAUUUCAGAAGUCACAACUGAAUAUUUGUCGUGAGUUUUCUUUUUUUUAUUUAGGCUGGCAAAAAUGAGACGUGUUUGUCUCGAGACAGACGCAGAUAUGCUAGCAACAUAUGUUUUAUUUUUAUUUUCAGCAUCAAUCGAUUCGGUUUUCGCUGUUCCCUUCCACCGCCCGUGCAUUUGUUUCUGAAGUUUAUUCUGACACCAGACGUACCAAUCAAAAAAAAAAACAACCAACUACCGGAACAUAAAUUGUUGGAAAUUUUGCGGUAAUUCAGAAAAAAACAUGGAAUAUCCUAAAUAUGUUUUUUCAGGUAACUGUUGCGACCCCAGUUCCAUCAAAUUCCAGCAGCUCAAGUUGUCGAUCUGGUGCUCGUGCUUCUAUUUUACACAUUCUGUGCAUCGAAUUAUGUACCUUGAAUGUGUCGAAAACGCUAACAUCUCGCAAUGUUGCGACUCUCAAACUCUAACAAAUAUAAUAUCGCUGUGGACAAGCUUCGCCACAAGGAAGAGGAUAUCGAUGCGCUUUUGGUCAGCAACAAUUCGGUUGUCUCAAUUGGACAAUUUGUCAACCAAAUCAAGUUUUCUGCAAUCCAAAACUUGCACACCUAAAAACAAAGACGGACAGCAUGUAAGUUAAUUUUUAAAAAAAAGGUAUCGUAAGAUUCAUAAUUUUUAUCCAUACAAUUGAGCUAGGUUUAAAAAUCGGGAAUUCGCAGUGACUAAAUACGAAACUACGAUUCAUCAUUUUUAUCCAUUAAAUUUAGAUAACAAAUCUAUUUUUUUGGAGCCAAAGUUCGUGAUUUUCAUUCGGGCGGGUAGCUAAUAAAAAUUCCCGCCCGAAUGAAAAUAACUUUCAAUUUUUUACAAAUACAAAAUCAAUUUUUUUGGAAUAAUAAAUUAAUUGAACCUUUUUUUCAGAUCAAUAUCAACAAUUCGAAAAGAUCGAGCAACAAUUCAAAGUGGAUGAGCAAGAAUUGAUCUCGAUGUUGGUAAGUUUUGUAUUUUUAUGAAAAUUGGCAUGAAUUUCUGGAAUUGUAAUUUGAAACUGAUAAAUAAUUAUUUUUCUUGAUUUUUUUAAUUGAAAAUCUUGAAAAAUGGUUGAUUUUAUCAGUUCCAAAUUGGAAUUUCAGCGGAGAUGCGGAAGCUAUGCCCAAUUUUUGAAUUUUUAAUGAAAAACUUUGAAUUAAAAAAAAACGUUGUAACGAUUAUUUUUCAGAGGAAAAUCAACAAUUCGAAGUGGAUCACGUUUCUCGAGCGACAUUUUUCCAACAAAUCUUCUCAUAGCAAUUUACCACGAAGAUAA